UUGGGGCCCCGCCACUUCCGCCAGUCUCUGGGACGUCCCAGGGAAGCUUGGGCGCAUUGCCUUGGGCGCUGAGCAUCUGGUAAGUCCCUCUUCACAUCCUGCCACUAUUCCACCUGGUGUGGCGGCGGCGAUGAGAUUGGUCUCUUUCCCUCCUUGGAGCAAAAGCAGUGAUCCCUAGGAUGGUGGUGAGUUUGGGGUCGCACUUCCUCCGGGAUGGGACUGAAACUCAGAAGACUGGCACCCCAGUGACUGGUGCACCAAUGCCUGAGAGGGAUGCAGUGCUCGGGAGAGGGUAUUGACAAACAUGGGUAGAAGCCCCCACUCCACGAUGGCCCUUGCUCAGCCUCCUUCUUCCUUCACGAGACAGCCCAGUCUCCGGGCCAGGAGAGGGAGGGGUCCAGCGGGCGUCUUGAAGCAGCUCGGGUGGAUUCCCAACUUACAGCCAUCUCGGUCCCAAGGUGCCCUAAAGGGCAUCAGAUUGGCUGACAACCGGGGAGACCCUAGUUCCAGCCAGGCUAGGGGAUCUUGGCCGUCCUUACCCCUUCUUCAGGUACCUGGACCCUGUGGGCUGCGGAACGUUGAGAACCCGUGUGCCCUUCAGAGAGCCUGGCCCCGGCCCAGGGGACGUACUUCAUCUUGGUUCCCUUCCCUCCUGGAUGAUCUUGGAAGGCUGGGAUCACGAGGAAGGCGUGGGCCGAAAAUGACUUCAUCUGCUUGGGGAAACUGAGGCCUCCAUUCAGCCCCACCCUGCCCUUCUUCUCUGCAGACCCUCUGGGCACCGCAGCCCGCACCCCUGGCAGAUGAGACCAUGACACACAUGUUGGCAGGAGGCCAGGGUCUCAGAGACUCACGGACGGGGUCCCACGGGUUUUCACUGUACAGAUGGGGAAACUGAGGCCUGGCCACCCAGGAAGAGACAAGAGGACCCAGAGAGGUUUGGCUACCAUCGAAUGUCACGGGGCCAGCCAGGGCUGAGAUGGCAGUUUGCCCUGAUCCUGCUGGUCGCCGCCUCUUGGGGACCCUGUGCUCCCUCAGACCCUGCCUCUUCCCGCCGCUUCUGUUUUUGCUGUGGACUCUCCUGAGCUGUGAUGUCAGGGGUGCUGCUCAGGGUCCCGGAGAGUGGACGCCCUGGGGGUCUUGGAGCAGGUGUUCCAGCUCGUGUGGUCGGGGCGUCUCAGUGCGCAGACGCCACUGCGUCCGACUUCCCGGGGAGGAACUUUGCUGGGGGGACAGCCAUGAAUACCGGGUGUGCCAGCUGCCGGACUGCCCGCCAGGGGCCAUACCAUUCCGAGACCUGCAGUGUUCUCUCUACAAUGGCUACCCUGUCCUGGGCACCCAGAAAACUUACCAAUGGGUGCCCUUCCACGGGGCGCCCAACGUGUGUGACCUCAACUGCCUGGCUGAAGGCCACGCCUUCUACCACAGCUUUGGCCGCGUGCUGGAUGGCACCCCUUGCACCCUGGGGACUCAGGGUCUCUGCGUGGCAGGCCGCUGUCUGAGCGCAGGCUGUGACGGGCUACUGGGCUCCGGCACCCUCGAGGACCGCUGCGGCCUCUGUGGUGGCGCCAACGACUCUUGCCUGUUCGUGCAGCGCGUGUUCCGCGACGCCGGUGCCUUCGCCGGCUACUGGAACGUGACUUUGAUCCCCGAGGGCGCCAGGCACAUCCGCGUAGCACAGCGCAGCCACAACCAUCUGGCGCUGAUGACCGGUGAUGGGCACUACGUGCUUAACGGUGACGGGGUGCUCAGCCAGCCUGGCAUCUAUGAGGCCGUGGGCACCCGCGUGGUUUACACCCGCAGUGCCGGCCUGGAGGAGACUCUGCAGGCGACCGGGCCCACCUCCCAGGAGCUGUUGUUGCAGGUGCUGCUGCGGGAGCCCAACCCAGGGGUGCACUUCGAGUUCUGGCUGCCCCGGGAGCGCUAUGGCCCCUUCCAGACUCAGGUGCAGGCCCUGGGCUGGCCCCUGCGACAGCCUCAGCCUCGGGAAGUGGAGCGGCAGCCUGAAGAGACCCCUGUGGUCCCCGAGGCCAUCCCUGCCCGGGUUGCAUCCCUGGCACCAGAUCCCUGCGGGCCAUGCCCUGACAGCCGUGGUCGCGCACACCGGCUCCUUCACUACUGCGGCAGCGACUUUGUGUUCCAGGCCCGUGUGCUAGGCCGCCACCGCCAGGCCCAGGAGACCCGCUACGAGGUGCGGGCCCUGCUCGUCUACAAAAGCCGCACGCCUCUGCGAUCUCGAGAGUAUGUGUGGGCACCGGGCCACUGUCCAUGUCCACCACUGGCUCCACAUCGAGAAUACCUGUUGGCUGUCAGGAGACUCGUCAGCCCUGAUGGCACACAGGACCGGCUACUGCUGCCUCACGCUGGCUAUGCUCGACUCUGGAGUCCUGCCGAGGACAGCCGGGUCCGACUGGCUGCCCGGCGCUGUCCAGUCUAAAUCCUCGGUGGUUGGAGCCUCACCAGGCUCCUGUUCUGGGGUCCCAUGAUUCAGGAAAAUCUCCCACCUGGAAGUUCAUAUAUUUUAACCAGGGUCUUCCUAUGCAUACAACCCUGGCUGGCCUGGAACUCUGUGUAGACCAGGUUGGCCCUGAAGUCACAGAGCUCCAUCUGUCUGUCUCUCCAGUGAACGCUAGGAUUAAAGGUGCACUCCAUAUCUGAGAACUUGAAGGAGCUUCAAGACCCUGGGCUACCUUUCAUCUAAACAACGCAUGUUCGCCCCUUUUCAAACUACGAUUUCAUUUUUACAAGACCGGGGGGAAAAGAAAAAAUCCCUCCCCUCUCACUGACUCUCGGGACUCCAGGACACCCUAGCAGAGUGGCAGGCACUGUGCACAGACACAGCAUCUCCGUCCUUUCCUGGUCGGCCCGACACCCAGUGCAGAGCAGCACAGGAAGCCUGAGAGGUUGGGGUACACGCAGGAACCAAUGUGUGCCCUGCUCAGUCCUCUAUGCUAUGGGCUCAUUUCGGUCUCCCUAUACCAUGUGUCUGUCGUACAGUCACUCAGCAAACCACCCCCAGUGGAUGUCCCUUCAGGCUAUCCUCUGGGUCCUGAAUCCGUCACGUGGUCCAGCCAGCUGUCUCCCCCUUCUGCCUAGGCUCUCACAUCUGCUAGCUCUGACUUAGCCCUCGGGUAAAUGUUGAGCACCGACUCAGCGAGUCCCAGGGCGGUGCAGUGCUGUGCCGGGAUAAGCAGGGGUCACUUUGUCUAACAGGGCUUUCUAAGGUUGUCUUUUAUGGCACUGGGGUGUGGAGAGAACCAAAAAUCUUCCCCCAAACCCCACACAGUGUAGCUCCAUUCUACAGGGAUCUGUGGAGUCCUUGCGCCCCCUGGUGGCUGGCCAUGGAUUCCCAGGUUGGGAGAUGAUCUGCAAGGGGCCAGCUGUAGCAGGCUUUGGGAACCUCAGCCACCUACAAUGGCUGGCCACUGUGACACUAGAGACCAGGACAGGGUCAUCCCUGACGGGGUCCCUGUGCUGAGCCUGACGCACAUGGUGGGAGUAGUAGCAGAAGCACAGCAUAGGAAAGACAUAGGAGGUUGGUCCCACUGUGGUGAAGGUGUUGGGCUCUCCCAAGCCAGGAGCUGUCCCAUGAGGCCCGGACAUAUUAAGAUUUAAUUUGGGGCUGGAGAGAUGGCUCAGUGCUUAGAGCACUGACUGCUCU
Molecule: messenger RNA, 3658 nt
Organism: Arvicanthis niloticus (Nile rat)
Lineage: Eukaryota; Metazoa; Chordata; Mammalia; Rodentia; Muridae
Source: RefSeq, a predicted model, not a curated record